Molecule: messenger RNA, 1463 nt
Organism: Ceratotherium simum simum (southern white rhinoceros)
Lineage: Eukaryota; Metazoa; Chordata; Mammalia; Perissodactyla; Rhinocerotidae
Source: RefSeq, a predicted model, not a curated record
AUGACGUCAGGCCCUCUUGUGCCUCUGGGGGUGACCUGUCCCAGACCCGAUGCUGGAGGUUCCCAGAGUCUGGAGGGGUCGGACGCCCAGACCAGCCGCCCCGUGCCCAGAAGCCGCGGUCCCUGCGCCACAGAGAGAGGCCGGUGCAGCGGGCGCCUCCUGGGCCGCUGCGGCAAAGGCUGGGCGGCCGCGCCCUCCCCCCGCGUGUCCUCAGCCUGGGGGGGCUGCGUGGAGGUGGACUCAGAGACUGAGGCCGUGUACGGGAUGACCUUCAAAAUUCUGUGCAUCUCCUGCAAGCGGCGCAGCGAGACCACCGCCGAGACCUUCACGGAGUGGACCUUCCGCCAGAAGGGCACGGAGGAGUUCGUCAAGAUCCUGCGCUACGAGAACGAGGUGCUGCAGCUGGAGGAGGACGAGCGCUUUGAGGGCCGCGUGGUGUGGAACGGCAGCCGGGGCACCAAGGACCUGCAGGACCUGUCCAUCUUCAUCACUAACGUCACCUACAACCACUCGGGCGACUACGAGUGCCACGUCUACCGCCUCCUCUUCUUCGAGAACUACGAGCACAACACCAGCGUCGUCAAAAAGAUCCACCUUGAGGUGGUGGACAAGGCCAACAGAGACAUGGCGUCCAUCGUGUCGGAGAUUAUGAUGUAUGUGCUCAUCGUGGUGUUGACCAUAUGGCUCGUGGCAGAGAUGGUGUACUGCUACAAGAAGAUCGCGGCUGCCACAGAGGCCGCUGCACAGGAGAACGCCUCGGAAUACCUGGCCAUCACCUCAGAAAGCAAAGAGAACUGUACGGGCGUCCAGGUGGCCGAAUAGCCCUGGCCCUGGGCUCCACCUCAAGGAAGAGCCGGCCCUAAUGGGGAACAUCCGGCACAGCCACAGCCUACCCCCAGUGGGUGUUGGCCAUCCCGGGCCUCCACAAGCCUCAGAGCCCUGCCGACGGAGCCACCAGGGUGGGAGGGGCAGGGGGCUUGGCUCACACCCCAAUCCAGCCUUCUUCCUCCUGCCCCAUCACCCACCCGAGUCGUGCAUGACGGGUAAAGCAAUACUGCCGCUGCCCCCACCCCUGCUUCUGCUGCCUGUUUGUGGGGGGGCGGUGAGGUGGGGGCAGCGGCCCCGCACCCUCCUUCUUGCUGAUUUGCACACACUGGCCGCUUCAGACACGCACCAGGGGGCCCAGCCCCUCCCUGCCCCCUCCCUGCCCAGAGAGGGUCACGAUGGGCCAGCAUGGUUUGGGGCGGGGGGUUCUGGGACCCACUCCGACCCUAGCCACAUUUCCCCUCCCGCUUCCUCUGGCUGGACCUGGGGUCCCUGCUCCCUGUGAUGCACUCCUGCCCUGGCCCCACCUGCCCUCUCUCACCAGCCUUGGAUUGUGGCCACUUAGAAAGGGGCCCAUUCAGCCUCGUCUCUCUUUACACAAAUAGUUUUGUUCAUGAAAUAAAAAUUCUUGGACUUGA